This is a messenger RNA of Myotis brandtii (Brandt's bat), 1853 nucleotides long. RefSeq names its product sodium channel, voltage gated, type III beta subunit (gene SCN3B). Gene Ontology annotation, cellular component: voltage-gated sodium channel complex. The record is from RefSeq and is a predicted model, not a curated record. Gene Ontology annotation, molecular function: sodium channel regulator activity. Lineage: Eukaryota; Metazoa; Chordata; Mammalia; Chiroptera; Vespertilionidae. The transcript has 5 exons. Bases 155 to 799 code for a protein of 214 amino acids. Gene Ontology annotation, biological process: ventricular cardiac muscle cell action potential; regulation of heart rate by cardiac conduction; sodium ion transport.
GCGCGGGGCCUCCGGUCGCGGACGCCUGGCCUCUUUCAGCGAGAAAGUCGCCCCCUUGGGGCAGUUCGUCCCAAAGGGUUUCCUCGAAAGUGUCUGCGAGGGCGCAGUUGUGGAGGGAGUCGCUGUUUAGCCCUGGAGGCGACCACCUAAGAAGAUGCCUGCCUUCCGCGGAGCGCUCCCCCUGGCUUCCUUCCUACUCGUCUUCUGGGGCGUCUGCUCCCCCGUGUGCGUGGAGGUGCCCUCGGAGACAGAGGCCGUCCAGGGCAACGCCAUGAAGCUGCGCUGCAUCUCCUGCAUGAAGAGGGAGGAGGUGGAGGCCACCACGGUGGUGGAGUGGUUCUACAGGCCUGAGGGCGGUAAAGAUUUCCUUAUCUAUGAGUAUCGCAACGGCCACCAGGAGGUGGAGAGCCCCUUCCAGGGGCGCCUGCAGUGGGACGGCAGCAAGGACCUGCAGGACGUGUCCAUCACGGUGCUCAACGUCACCCUCAACGACUCUGGUCUCUACACCUGCAACGUGUCCCGGGAGUUUGAGUUUGAGGCGCACCGCCCCUUCGUGAAGACCACGCGGCUGAUCCCCCUCCGGGUCACCGAGGAGGCCGGAGAGGACUUCACCUCCGUCGUCUCGGAAAUCAUGAUGUACAUCCUCCUGGUCUUCCUCACCUUGUGGCUGCUCAUUGAGAUGAUCUACUGCUACCGGAAGGUCUCCAAGGCUGAAGAGGCCGCCCAGGAGAGCGCGUCCGACUACCUGGCCAUCCCAUCAGAGAACAAGGAGAACUCGGUGGUGCCCGUAGAGGAGUAGAAGGGGUGCGGCUCGAGGUGAUGUACAGGAAACAGGAGGGAAGGUGGAUAAGGAUGGCAGAUAGUACAGCGACUUUAAACUCGGGCCCUUGGAUUACUUUGUACCCUACCCAAGUCCCGCCCUCAGGAUACUGCUUUAAGUUGAUGCCCGACUCACAACUUAAUGUCAAGCCCUUCAGAAGGGAAUUGCUUUGGCUGAGUGUUGGGGCAACUGGAACUCCUUCCCCGUAGUGACGCAGGCAGAGUAGUUCUCCCAGUCCCUCCUUGUAAGGAUGUGCGUCUGGUCAGAGCCUGUGCUGCUGGGCGGGGCCUCCUCAGUGAGCUGUGCUGCCAGUGACAGGUGACCUGAACACAGGGACCGGGAGCCCAGGUUCAGUGAUGUCACAGCACCAGGAGGUGCCCCGGAGGCCACACCGCCCCCCUCCCCUCUGGCCUCCUAACUCCAUCCGACCUCUACACACCAUCAGACUCUGCCCGAGCUGAGGAGCCAACAUCUCUCCACAGACGCCCUCACCCCGCCUAGCGUUUGCGCAGCAGCAGCCACGCCCACUGGACUGCUCCCCUGGGCCCCGAGCGACUGUGAACACGUGUGGAGGCAGCACAGCCUCUGCCCGUCACUGGAACUGGCUCAUGCCCGCUGACUGCUACACGUGAAGGGCUGUCUUUGUGGACGGAAGCCAGGUGACCAGCAGAGGAAAGCAAAUGAGUGUCAUGGGGUGGAAUUUCUUGAAGCCAGUGUUUCCGAGGCCUCGACCCCCUUGACCAGAGCGCCAGAGCCAGGCAUGCUUUUCUGGGUUCAACGGCGACGGGAGUUCCUGCUGGAGGACGAAGAUGUUCCCUGGGGCUCGGUUCUCCAGGGCUAGAACCCAGGUCUCUAAGGCCCCGCUGGUCUCAGUCCUUCCAGAAGCCAAGCACAAGGGACUUGGGAGACACUCAGCAAUUUGAAUGGCUUUUAAAAGUCACACAACAUGUUCACGAUCCUAUUGACAUGUAUGCCCUCCACCUCCCGCCGCCACGCCAUCCCGCCCUCAUAACCCCUCCGCCCCACGCCCAGC